Anthostomella pinea is the source of this 1485-nucleotide messenger RNA. Lineage: Eukaryota; Fungi; Ascomycota; Sordariomycetes; Xylariales; Xylariaceae. The record is from the annotation of a GenBank genome assembly.
AUGUCUGAUAGCGAAUCCGAAUACUGCCACAGCUUAGCGGGCAGCAUCUGCGAAGAAAACUUCAGCGUUGCUCGGCGCGAGCCAGAAACAGAACCUGAUCAACGUCAAAGAUACGUCCGUCCCUGCUUCCUCGAAGACAUCGAAGACAUAGAGCUAUACAGGACCGGCGGCUUACACCCAGUGAGCCUGUCCGACGUACUAGACGAGAGGUUCGAAGUCGUCUACAAGCUCGGAAGCGGCCGCACUGCCACAGUCUGGCUCUGCCUCGAACUCCAAACCAGGAAAUGGCGAGCGGUCAAAGUGCAUGCGGCGGCGCGGUCUUCAGCAGACAGCCCGGAGCUGAGACUGCUCGACGUUUUCCACGACAACGCGGUCAUCGCAACGCAGCUGAAAGCAGCCCAUGUUGCCAUGUCCCUAGAGACGUUCUGGCUGGACGGACCGAAUGGGAGACACCUCUGCUCCGUCAUGUCUGUGUCGGGCCCGAGACUCUCCGACUGGCGAAGCUUCGCGCUCGGGGACGUCGCUACGAGCAUCAAAGAGAUCUGCCAUCAGAUCACACAAGGUCUGCAGUUUCUGCACGGCCAGGGGAUAUGUCACGGUGACUUCCGGCCGCAGAAUGCACUCAUGCAGCUCAAAGAAGGCGCCCUGGAUCACCUUUGGAAGGACGAGGUCUUGGACAUACUCCCGUUCCCUCACCGAGAGCAGGUCCUCACGACUGACGGGGAGCUCAGCUCGCACGCGCCAAAGUGGGUGUACGAGGGGCUUUGGUGGCCGGAUGUAAAACACCUGGUAUCAGAUGACGAUAUCGCAAUAAUCGAUUUCGGAGAGGCCUUUGUAUCAUCUACGCCGCCCGGGUCCCUGAGCGUGCCGGGCAAGUACGCCGCUCCGGAGGUGGUAUUUGGCGGUGUAGCGGGCAAGGCAAGUGAUGUGUGGUCUCUGGCGUAUACACUGAUGGAAGUUCGACUUGGCGAGAGUCUACCAGACGAUAUCGAGGAGAACAUCAAGCGCAUGGAGCGCUUCGUCGGUCCGAUACCGCUUCCGUACCAACCGGUCGCGAAGGAAAUGCUGUAUACGCAUUUGAUGAAGCAGUUAGAACAAGACGGGGAGGAAUACAAGUCGAGGCCAAGACCCCCGAACGAAGUACCGUUAGAUCAUGGGAGGGAGCUGCCGCCCAUCACCGCGUCACAGACAGACCUGAUAGCAGCGGAGGCGGAGCAGGCCAAUGCAUCUCCCUACACCAAUCAACUCGAGAUUGCGCUGGGCGUCGAGCGCUUGGCCGAAGUGUUCGUCCCGGAUGAGCGGCAUCCAGCAGGUGAAGAGGGUACACUGGAUACCACAUCUCAUCGCUUGCCGUCGGAUGAGGUUGUCGCACUGGCGGAUCUCCUUGGCAAGAUGUUGAAGUACGACGCGGAGGAUAGGACGAGUGCUGCCGAAGCUCUGGAUCAUCCGUGGUUUGGACAGACUCAGACUGAUAAUUUCUUCUGA